This is a messenger RNA of Monoraphidium neglectum, 276 nucleotides long. RefSeq names its product G1 to S phase transition 2. Gene Ontology annotation, molecular function: GTPase activity; translation release factor activity. NCBI's taxonomy places the organism in Eukaryota, Viridiplantae, Chlorophyta, Chlorophyceae, Sphaeropleales, Selenastraceae. Bases 1 to 276 code for a protein of 91 amino acids. The transcript has 3 exons. Gene Ontology annotation, biological process: translation. Gene Ontology annotation, cellular component: translation release factor complex. The record is from RefSeq and is a predicted model, not a curated record.
AUGGCGGUCUUCCGCAGGUCCAUCCUGCACAUCCACACGGCUGUUGAGGAGUGCGAGAUCGUGAAGCUGGUGAGUGCCAUAGACAUGCGCACCAAGGAGACCAAGAAGGUCAAGUACGUCAAGAGCGGGGCCAUGUGCGUGUGCCGCAUCUCACUCGAGAAGCCGCUGUGCAUGGAGACGUUCCAGGACCUGGCGGCCAUGGGGCGCUUCACCCUGCGAGAUGAGGGCCGCACCAUCGCCAUCGGCAAGGUGACCAAGCUGCCCAAAGCACAUUAG